Mya arenaria is the source of this 2525-nucleotide messenger RNA. Its product is annotated as multiple epidermal growth factor-like domains protein 10. Bases 209 to 1873 code for a protein of 554 amino acids. The record is from RefSeq and is a predicted model, not a curated record. The transcript has 4 exons. NCBI's taxonomy places the organism in Eukaryota, Metazoa, Mollusca, Bivalvia, Myida, Myidae.
UCAUAUUUAUCUUCAUGUAUCGUUCUGUAUGGAUAACGGUCACUUAGUAUAGCAUUAUCAACAAAACACAUUUAAAAAAAUAUUAACGCGUUUAAUGUAUGUUUAAAGUCUUAACUUGCCGUUGUAUGCACCUGCACAUGAUUGUGUAAAUGUGUUAUUGCGUUUAGCAUCUUGUAGGGAUAUUAAUUCGUUUCGUUUAAAGCACAAAAUGCUUCAAAGAAUAUCUGUUAUGUUGGGAUUAAUCAUGUUUAUAUGUGCUGAACAAUUUGCCUGUGUAUGUGAAAUAUAUGAAAACUGCUUUCAUACUUGCAACGAAACAGGGAAUAACAUCGCAGAUGUAUGUCAUAUGCCGAGUUUAAAGUCAUGCAUUUACAACAAAUGUUAUUUAAAAGAAGGCAGAUGUUUGGUUGGCCAUCUAGGUGGUACCUGUUACGAAUCUACAUGUUGGUUUGACUCGAAAGGUAAUUGUGUUUCAUGUAACAACAAAGGGAACCCGAAAUCUCUGUGUUUGAGUGAGAUUACGUCUCAGGAUAAUUCAUAUAAUUAUAAAAAUGUUGGAUUGCAAAGAAAUCAACUGACAGGACAAACACGUAUGUGUAGCAAAAACUGUGCUAAUGUCAAUUCUACUGAAAAGUCAUUACCAAGUACAUGUGAGAUUGACAAACUUGCUGAUUGUUUUCUAUGCCCUAAAUUGUGUAAAGAAGAGAAAUGCAAAAUUAUAAUUAAUACCAGAUAUUUGUGCACGGAGGGAUGCGCUGAGGGUUGGUCGGGUAUAUAUUGUGAUGAUAAAUGCCUAAAUGGAAACUGUUUAUCGUGUUCACAGGAAAAUCCUUUCCAGUGUGUUACAUGUAAAUUGGGUUAUUAUAUGUACAAACCUGGAAUAUGUAAAAGGUGUAGUUUACUAUGCCCGGAUGACCAAUGCAAUAAUGUAACAGGACGAUGUAUUUACAAAUGCAAAAGAGGAAUAUUUGGAGAAUACUGCAAUACAACGUGUAACUCCAAUUGUUUAACAAGGUCAGAUAACUCUAUAUGCGACCCCGUUAAUGGGUCAUGUGUGGAGGGAUGUAAUCACGGUUACUUCGGAUCCAGUUGUAAUAAAGACUGCUCCGAGUUCGUUAGAUUUUGCCGGAAAUGCACAGCAAUCCUUGAUGAAACAGUUUUCGAAAAGUGUUUGGAGUGCAAUGUAGGUUUGUUUUACAAUGAAACAUUGAACGCGUGUAUUCCUUGUCCAUCGACGUGCUCAGGAACUGAAUGUGCCAACGACGAAUCUGGGCGUUGUUUAAAAGGAUGUACUAGGGGGUAUUUUGGUCGUCAGUGCUUGCAAAUAUGCAGCGAAAAGGUCGCUAACUGCACAGAAUGUAAAUCAAACAAAACACAUUGGUUUUGUUCAGAAUGCAAAAGUGGAACAUACCUUAAUGGAAAUGGAUCAGAAUGCAUUCCGUGUCCUUCAAAUUGUCGUUUGGGACAAUGUAAUAGAAAUGGCCUUUGUUAUUGCUGUGAAGACGGAUACAAUGGAGUAUGGUGCUCUGACAUCGACCAUUCAAGCAUUGGUAUGGUAGCUAUGGGUGCAGUUUUGGGAUUUAUCGUCAUCAUAUCCUUGUCAGUUGUCGGAUAUUUACUUAGACGGAGGAUGUCAGUUCCUGUCCAGAUGCCCAGUUUUAGUACUCAAAACAGCCAUGUAUACUAUGAUAUUCAUGAGGAAAAUGAAACGUCCUUUAUGCAGACAGAUGUGAUCUCUAACGGCGUUUAUUCGUACGCCUAUAAUCGGGAACACUUCCAUGAUGAUGACUUCGGUGAGAUAGUGGGGCAAUAUUAUUUGACGCUCAUUUCUGACGGCACGAGCUCGACUCAAACUGAUUUGGAACACCUUUAAAGAAACUAAAUACAAAGAUUUUCAUCUGCUAACUCUUAUUGCAUUUCUAAAGAAGAGCCCCAUCUGAUUGGAAAGUGUUUUCUGAACAUACGAUUGAAGAAUAGAGCAGCAUUGUAACUAAGAGUGAGUUUUGAAUUCAUCAGCAUUUUUUUUUGAAAAUUUGAUACUGUAGGUGAUGAUAGGAGUUUAUUUUAACGCUGUUAUGAGCGUUUCGCAAAUAAACCUUGAUUGUUUUUACAAUAUAUUUUGUAGUCUACAUGCAAAGAACAUGCAAUACAAAUAAACCAAAAACUUAAUAUAUGAUUUCAAAACAAAUUCUGUAAAAACAUGUAUGAAUGACUGUCAACAAUGAGUCUCAAACACUAGACAACAACAACACGGGGAAGGUCUCGAAAUGUCAGACGACACGGUCAGAUAGUUCAUUUAAUUAACAAGCAUUAAAUUAAAUUAAAAUCAGACUUUAUUUACGUAACAUGCUUAGUUUGAUAGAAAAAAUCACCAAAUAUAAUAACAGCUAACAUAGAAAUGACCGCGGUGGACAACAAUUUCUUGUUCACGACUUCUUUAUCAGACUCUUUAUGAAAAAGAGGCUGCAAAAAUGGUCCCAUUCUGCAAUAGUAAACAUUUUACGCACAAUAGUGUACAUUUUUUA